AGGUGAAUAUUGAUGAAUGUGCUUCAGAUCCUUGCAUGAAUGGAGGUUCUUGUACAGAUAGUAUAAAUGCAUUUAUCUGUCAGUGCCCUAGUGGCUGGAUGGGAGAGCGAUGUGAAAUUGACAGUGGGAGCUGUGCCAGAGAGCCAUGCCUUAAUAAUGCAAAAUGUCUUGAUCUUUUCCAAGAUUAUUUUUGUGUAUGUCCUUCUGGUACUGAUGGUAAAAAAUGCCAAACAUCACCGCAGCGAUGCAUUGGAAACCCUUGCAUGCAUGAAGGUCUUUGCUUAGAUUAUGGUAGUGGUUUGAAUUGCUCCUGCCCUGCAGAGUAUACAGGCAUCGGUUGUGAAUAUGAAUAUAACCCAUGUGAUGAUAAUGUUUGUGAAAAUGGUGCUACCUGUGUGAAUGUAGAAGAUACAUUUGUAUGCAAUUGUCCAUCUGGGUUUACUGGAAAAUAUUGCGAAGAAGAUAUACCAGAUUGCACACCAAAUUCUUGUCCUACUAUUGCUACUUGUAUUGACUUAACCAAUGAUUUUUAUUGCAAAUGUCCAUUCAAUCUCACUGGUGAAGACUGCAGAAAAACUGUUAACAUUGAUUAUGAUCUCUACAUUAAUGAUGAAAGUCGAUCCUCAAGUGUUGCACUUGCUGCUCCUUUCACUUUAAACACAAAUAGUUUAUCUAUUGCUUUGUGGGUACAAUACAACAGUCCUAAUUCUAAAGGAGUAUUUUUCACUUUGUACAGUGUUGAAUCAGCUCAUCUCCCUGUUGGUAAAAGAAUUUUGGUUCAGGCUGAUGAUACUGGAGUUUUAGUAUCCCUUUUCCCUAAUGUUACCAAUGACAUAUUUUUGAAAUAUUUGGAAAAUGUCCCAAUAAAUGAUGGCCAGUGGCAUCACCUUGUUAUUAUGUGGGAUGGAAGGGAAGGCACUAUAAUGGUUAUGAUGGAUACUGCAUUAGCUGGAUUCGUUGAUCAUUAUGUGUCUGAUAUAUCUCUGCCAAAAUAUGGCUGGGUAAAUCUUGGUGCCCCUUUGAAUGAUGAAAACAAGGCAAUUGCUUCUGCUGGCUUCCAUGGUCGACUUAGCCGUGUAAACAUAUGGGAUCGAACACUAGAUGUAACUACAGAGCUACCUGUCCAGUUCCGAGAUUGUAGAAAUGCACCAGUGUUGUAUAAUGGUUUACUGUUAAGGUGGACUGCUUAUGAUAGGGUUGUUGGCACUGUUGAAAGGCAAAGCCCAGGUAUGUGUGGAGAAAGAGUAUGCCCAGUUGGCUAUACUGGAGAUAAUUGCCAUAUUUUACAUCAAGAUAAGACACCACCUCAACUAUUACAUUGUCCACCUGAUAAAUGGGUUAUUAGUAACAAAAAGUCUACUUCAAUAACUUGGGAUGAGCCCAGGUUUACUGACGAUUUAAGAGCUGUGAAAAUCAUGGAAAUGAAUAAUUUGGAAUCAGGUCAAUCUUUAUCGCGUGGAGCUCAUGAUUUGACAUAUGUAGCUACAGAUGAGGCUGGAAAUACUGAAAAAUGUAGUUUUCGAAUAAAUAUAAUGAGCGAGUUCUGUACAAUCCCCAUGCCACCCAUAGGAGGCCAACUUGGAUGUGCUGAUUGGGGACCUGGUGGAAAUUUUAAAGUGUGUACUAUUACUUGUGAUGAAGGUCUUGAAUUUUCUGAAAAGAUACCAAGAUUUUAUACUUGUGGUGUUGAAGGAUUUUGGCGACCUACUAAGAAUCCUAACAAGCCAUUUAUUUUCCCAGCUUGUGCGCGUAAGAAACCUGCUCGUCGUAUUUUCCGCAUUGCCAUGGAUUUCCAGUCAUCAGUUAUUUGUUCAGAUUCUGGGAGAAAAAUUUUGCAUGAUCGUAUCAAAGAUAGCUUGCGCAAAGUAGAUGGAGAAUGGAAUAUAUGCUUGGAUGAUGGUCCUGAUUCUAACUGUGGAGAAAUGAAAGUUAUUGUAAAGUGUAGUAAAACACCUCGCGGAAAAAGACAAGUGGACAUUAGUGAUAUAUAUACCGUGGAAGUUGAAUUUCCUGCUAAAGAUGAUCCUGUAAUAAAUAAGAAUAACCAAGAGAGAUCAACAGUUCAAGAAGUAGCAGAGAAUGCCAUUCUGCAGAAGUCAGCUUUUGAUGUUCGUAAUAUUCUGCCAAAUGUUGCGCCUGAUUUGACUUCUUUGAAAAUGCUUACAGACUAUGCUUGUCCAGUAGGUGAAGUUGUCAUUGGAUCGAGCUGUGUUGAGUGUGCUGUUGGAACUUACUAUGAAAAUGCAACUACAGAGUGUAACCCAUGCCCUAUUGGGUUUUAUCAAAAUGAAAUGGGAUCUUUGGCAUGCAAGCCAUGUCCUUUAAUAGCUGGAAGACAAGGCACUACACAGUCCACUGGAACAAGAGCAGCAGAUCAGUGUAAAGAACAUUGCUCAGCAGGCAACUAUUAUGACAAACUUGCAGGCUCAUGUUUGCCAUGUGGAUAUGGCUUUUAUCAACCUGAAGAUGGCUCAUUCAAUUGUAUACCUUGUGGUGCUGGUCUCACCACACGUCGUAACCAAGCUGUGUCAAAAUUAGAAUGCAGAGAGGAAUGCUUGUCUGGUUAUGAACUUGAUGAAAAUGGAGACUGUGUGCCUUGUCAAAGAGGUUUCUUCAGAUCAAGGGGAAUGCCUGCAUGUCAGCAGUGUGUUCCUGGAAAAACAACACCUGAUGUUGCUGCCACUAGUGAACAAGAGUGUUUGUUAGAUAUUUGUCAACCUGGAAUGUAUGUUGAUUCAUCAACACAAUUGUGUGUCAUGUGUCCAAAAGGCACAUACCAAGAUAAAGAAGAUCGAAUGACAGAAUGUAUUAAGUGUCCCCAAGAUACAACUACUCAGGGUUUGGGAGCUACAUCUCUUGAAGAAUGUUCUAAUCCAUGUUUUGUUAAUGGACGAGAGCGUAUAUGUCAGGCAAAUGCAGCUUGUGUAUAUCAUGAAGAAAUUGACACAUUUGCUUGUGAAUGUCUGCCAGCUUAUGUUAUGAAGAAUAUUACUCAAGAAUGUGUUCAUGCCUGUGAAAACUUUUGUGAAAAUGGAGGUACCUGCGAAGUCAGCCCACACACAUUUAAACCAAGAUGCAUGUGCCCAGCAAACUUUUAUGGAGAUAACUGUACUGAAAAAUCUGAAUUUGUCUAUGUAGCAAGUGGCAUAGCAGGAGCUGUUAUUGUUAUUAUUUUGUUAGUUCUUCUUGUAUGGAUGAUAUGUGUUAGGUCAACAAGGAAGAGAAAAAUGCAAAAGAUGCCUGAACCACACAUGGAUUUGACUGGCUCUCAGACUAAUUUCUUUUAUGGUGCUCCAGCUCCAUAUGCAGAAAGCAUUGCACCUUCACAUCAUAGCACAUAUGCUCAUUACUUUGAAGAUGAAGAUGAUGAGGGUUGGGAAAUGCCUAACUUUUAUAAUGAAACUUACAUGCAAGAUGGAUUCCAUGGUAAAACCAAUACACUUGGACAUAGUAAUGCUAGUAUUUAUGGCACCAAAGAAGAGCUAUAUGAUAGACUACGUAGGCAUCAGUAUCAGGGUAAAAAGGGAGAUUCUGCAAGUGAGAGUGAAGAUCACCCUCAUUGAAAUUAAAUGGUUUUUAUAUGUUGUAACUGUUUGAAUGAAUAUUUAAUACAUUGGCAGUGAUGUUUGUUUCACUCUCAGCAAACUGGUGAAACUGAACAAAUUGAUAAAAAUGCAAAUACAGAACAUAAAGUGUGCAUUUUCUUAUGAACAAUGUGAAAUAAACAAAAAGACAAUGUAGUACAUCGCAGCCCACAAAAUGUGGGAAAUAUUAGGUGAAGUCACACCAGAAACUUUGUGCCGUCUGUAUCUUUGUUGGAAAGAACUUUUGAAAAUUGAAUGGCAGUUUAUAUUUUUUAGAAUUUAUAUAAAGACAGAUACUGUAUAACUGUGUCACAUUUCUUAACACCUCAAUCAUCUCAUUUCUCAUCCAUGCUAUUUUUUAUAAUAAUAUAGUGAAAUAAUCUGGUAUUUAAGUAUACAUUAUAUUUGUUCACUUUAAAACUUGAAUAAGUAUAUUUUCAAAUUUAGAAAAUUUGUUUUUUCAAUGUUGUUAAACUAAUGACUGUUUUGUAAUUAAAUUUGUUACUUUAUUAUUUAAUAAUGUUAAGUAUGGAUAUAAAACUCACAUUUUCUUGUAUAUCUUUAUAGUAUAUCUAAAAGAUUUGCCUAGUCAUUUCUAGAUAUGAAGAUUCUAGCAGUCUUUUGAGAAAUUUAGCUCAUUAUUUUAACCCUCUGAGUGGCUCAGCUUUUUGGAUUUACUGUGUUUAAACAGCAUCUGUAGCAUUUGUUUUUUAGAGUUGUUAUAACUGCUUAUUUAAAUUUGUUUUAUAACCUUUCAUUUAUUAGAAUAGUGGUUAUACCAUUAAAGAAAACAAGAAAAGUAUUUGAAAUAAUAAGAUAAUGUUUAUCAUAUGGCAACAAAUCUCGUGGCCAGAAAAAAAGCAGUUAUGCUACUGAGAGGGUUAAUGUUAAAUAAUCAGACUUUCAUGUUUUUGAAAACUUUCUUAAACUAUGCUUUUCAGUUUUCUUUCAUAACUUAUUAAGUUAUUACUCAGUAUUUAUAAUAAAGCAUAAUGAAUAAAGUAUUACAGUAGUAAGAGAUGUGAUGAAUUAAUUAAGGUGUAUUAAACAUUUUACUUAUCCAUAUAAAGAAAUAAAUGAAAAAUAGGGAGGUUGGAAAUUUGUUGCAUAAAAAUAAAUUUUCUUCAUUAUGAAAUGCAGUGAUUUUUAAUUGGGCUAAGAUUUUGUUUGUGGUAUGUUAUGAAAUUACAGUUAGUGUAAAUAGUGUAAAAUAUCAAGUAUGGUUGUCUUGAAAUGAUAGCUCAGUUUAUUUAUGCUAUUACUUGAGGUUUAUCUCUAAUGCUGUAAUUUUCUCAUAUAAAAUAGGAUAUAAGUACUAUUAUUUGCUAUACUGCACAUACUAUUAUUUGAAUUUAUAUUCUGAAACAUCCAAAAGAAAUGAGUUUAGAAUCGAAGAUAAAUUAAAGAUUUGAAACCUUUUUUUAAAUAUGAAUUCAUUUAAAUGUUGCUGCUUCUAAUAAAAAAUAUUUAAUAGGAGUCAAUCAAUAAGCUUCCAGCAGGAAACUUUGGCCCAUUACAGUCACAUGACACCUGCAACACUUCUCUUGCACCAGAUGAGCUAACCUUUCCGGAUAUCCUGUUAGCUCCUUUCUUCUCAGAGGGAUAUUAUAGGACCAUGACCAUGGGUCACUUUCUUCUUUCUCUUCCUUUUCAAGCUCCUGUUUCUAUGGAUAUACUUUUGGAAUACUCCCACAUCAAGCACUUAAAAGCUAAACUAUCAGCAGAGUUGGUGAAAUAGAACUUAUAAUGCAUAAUAAGCCAGCAAUAACGUAUUAUAUUCAUAUUAAAAAUAUUUAAGUAUUUGAAUUGAAUUGAUUCAACUCUUUAAUUAUUGAGAAUAAAUAUAUAAAUCUAGUAUUUGUGCUUAACAUUCUUAUUAUAUUUUUAGCAUUUUUCAUUAUAAACUAAAAAUAACUAGGCAAACUAAAAAAAUGCUAAGUAAUUUUUAUAUAGCAAUUUUUUAAUAUCAAUACUACAUUCAUUUUAAAUACAGACUAGCUGAACUGUUGAAAACUGCAUGUUUUCAUAUAUCUAAAAUGUAAAAGAAAACACUUUACACUGAAAAAAAUAUAUAGCUGUCAUUGUGAAAUAAAAACAGUUUGGAAAACUGGGAAUUAGAGCAUAAAUUUCACAAUCAUACAUAUUUUUAAAAAAUAUCUUUAAAUUUUUUAAUCUAUUCAUUUAUUCUUUCCACUUAAUUCAUAAUUUUUAUUAUUGGUUCAUACUGUAAGUAACUAAUUAUUUGAAGGGAAUUCGCUAAUAUUUAACAUACUGCUCAAAGGGUUGAGUAUAAAUGUUUCAAACUUUACUCUUAUUCUACUAUUUUCUUCAUUCUGUUCUUCCUUUGCUUCAAUUCAUGAGCUAAAUCAUGUAUAAUUUUUUAAUACAGGAAAGUUAAAUCUGAUAUCUUAAAUCACAAUUCUCUAUUAUUUAUUUUGCUUUAAAACUAAGUAAGAACUGAGUAAUCUUUUAAUUUUAGUAACAGUAAGAAAAAAAUUUAAAAGUAAUGGAAACUUUAGCUGUAUGAGUAGACAUAUACCAUAUACAUUUACCUCCAGUGAAGUUAAAUGUAAGAAGUAAAAUAAUAUUUUUAAUUUUAUGUAUAUACAAAGAAAGAGAGGAAGUAUGCGAUUUUCUUGCAUUUAGAUAUCUAUAAGUGUUUUGAUGCUCUAAGCUAUACCUAUAAUUUAUUUAAUUUAUUAUUAAAUGCACUUUUAAUUAUAUGUAAACUUUGUACUUUAUUAAUUAUGUUUUAAAGUGUAAUUGAAAACUUCUUUUAUUUAUUGCUAAAUCAAAGCUUAUUUAUAAUGCUACAGAUGAAAGCUUUUUGUAGAAUUCUUCAAUCUGCUGUUAUGAGGUGUGUAAGAAAUUACUAUUGUAUGAGGUAGUAGUGUAAAUGAGAUGGCUGUUGAAAGCUUCCUGAGUUCUCUGGCAGCAAAAUUUUCCAUCUGCUGAAUAUUAUUGCUCAAAUUUAAGACAAAGCUCUGCUCACAUAUUUUCUAAGCAGUUGAGCCAAAAAAAAAGUUUAGAAUGUUCAUUUUAUUCUUGUAAAGGAUUUAUUGUUCAGAUUAUUGUAUAUAAAAUUAAUAAAUUUAGCAUUGUUUACUUUAAUUAUUUAUAUUUAAAUUUUCUAAUUUGUAUGCAACUUUCCAUUCAUAUUUCUGUCUUUUGUAAACUUACAUUUUCAUUUGAUUCAUUACAUAUGUAAUAGUUCUUGUGUUUACAUCCUGCUUUCAUUUUGUAAAUUAUGUAUUUUUUGUUAAAUUUCAGUUUUUAAUAAUAAAAUACUGCUUAACUGCAA
Molecule: messenger RNA, 6885 nt
Organism: Stegodyphus dumicola
Lineage: Eukaryota; Metazoa; Arthropoda; Arachnida; Araneae; Eresidae
Molecular function (GO): calcium ion binding; protein binding
Source: RefSeq, a predicted model, not a curated record